GACUUAAAUUAUUGAAGUUGUUUUUGAUUUUAAGCAGGAAAUACUUCACAUUUGGUCCGUUUUCUUGCUGUUUUCUUGCUUGAACUAAACUUAUCAUUUUGAUAAGCUAAAAUGCCCUGUGUGUGCUUAGAAUAUAGACUAUUUCCAUCAGCUUUAUGGAUGAUGACUGGCCUCGUCGUUCUUUUGGCGAAUAUCCAGAUGGUGAAACAGGCUGAUUCGGGCGAUAUUUGCUCCUCUGAUUCUGACUGCUGGCGAGAUGUCCCAGCAAACAUAACAGAAAUUUGUCGUGGCCAGGAAACUGACUGCAUCGAAGAUCUUUUAGAUGAAAAUCAAAAGGGAAACCUGACCUGCUGUUCUGAGAAAUGUUAUGAGCAAGACAUGUGUGAUGCAGUUGGGAUUUUGGCAGCGUUUCUGGCCUUUGUAGCCGGAUCUUUUCUGUUUUGCUGCAGUCUUUGUGUCGUAGGAGUGUGUUGCAUUUGUGGCCUGUGCAUUGGCGUAUGCGUAUACUGCAAAAGACGCGGGCAAAAUAAGGCUGCAAACUCUAAUCAGAACUAUCUAGACGCGGUCGCAGCACAAUACUCAAUGCAGCCUGGAACACAUGCGACAACAGUGCCCCCGCACCCCCUUAUCACCCGCCGACUGAAGUGCAAUAGGUGGCAACAGAGUUUGAAGAUUCUAUCAUUUGCAUAUUUUCUAAAAGGAGAUAACACACAUCUAAUUUCAAGUAUUGAUAAUCGAUUAUUUUAUGAUUUUAGUACCAGUCUUUCCGAAUGGGGUGGCGGGGGAUUUGGGAGUGGCGGGGGGCCGAAACCUGGGGGAGUAGAGGGGGUGGUGGUGGUAGGCCGCCCGGCCACCUCCUUCCUCUGGUUCACGUCCCCCUGGGCGACCUUCAAACACAUCAUCUGGAAGCACUACAGGUGGCACAUGAUCGUCACAAUGAUAAUUAUCUUCGUCGUCCUCUUCCUAGCCCUCUUCAUUUACACACUACUUCCGCCCGGCCACCUCCUUCCUCUGGUUCACGUCCCCCUGGGCGACCUUCAAACACAUCAUCUGGAAGCACUACAGGUGGCACAUGAUCGUCACAAUGAUAAUUAUCUUCGUCGUCCUCUUCCUAGCCCUCUUCAUUUACACACUACUUGUAAGAGAAAUAGUAAAACAGAAGCUACUUUUGUAUUUUCGGCAAAUUUCUAA
This is a messenger RNA of Symsagittifera roscoffensis, 1191 nucleotides long. RefSeq lists its product as uncharacterized. Gene Ontology annotation, biological process: plasma membrane organization; membrane fusion. The record is from RefSeq and is a predicted model, not a curated record. Lineage: Eukaryota; Metazoa; Xenacoelomorpha; Acoela; Convolutidae. The transcript is spliced from 8 exons. The coding region runs from base 112 to 1191 and encodes 359 amino acids.